Messenger RNA from Scomber scombrus (Atlantic mackerel), 1217 nucleotides. RefSeq names its product tubulin epsilon and delta complex 1 (gene tedc1). Bases 26 to 1099 code for a protein of 357 amino acids. The record is from RefSeq and is a predicted model, not a curated record. The transcript has 7 exons. Lineage: Eukaryota; Metazoa; Chordata; Actinopteri; Scombriformes; Scombridae.
UCAGUUGUGGCAGUUGCUCGCUGACAUGUUUCACACAACCAGCAGUGUUUCCUCUGCAGCCAGCACACAGCUGAAAGAGGCCUCUGAACACAGGAAGCUGGUGGCUGCAGGUCUAUGGCAGUCUGGCUACCACGCUGACUGGAUGUACGUGAGGGAGGGAGGAGAAGGAGCGGAGGAGGUGGGGUGCUCCAGCAGAGACCUCCUCCUGGCGUUAGGCUGGCUGCUCGCUAUGGGGACCCUGGAAAAACUGCUGACUCAGCGAGUCCAGCAGCUGGACAGAACACUACUCACACCUACACCUGUUGACCCUCACAUUUCCCAUGAGGUCCAGUUAGACUCUGCUUCCCUCAGGAGACUUCAGUGGCUCAUUGGCUGUCUGAGACACCAGGGGCGGACAAUGCUGUCCAUGCAGGAAGAGAGAGCUGGGCUGCUUCACGCUGUUUUUUCUGCCAGCCUCCCCUCCUCUGCAUCCUCCUCCUCUGAUCAAAGCUCUGCAGUGCUGAGGGAAGACUGUGCACGUAUGAGGGAGCUCUGUGACCUCCUUGAAGCUUACCUGAACUGGAAACAGGUGGAGAAAGUCUUCUGGACCUGGAUGGAUAGUGUAGUGGAUUGCCAUUUGAAAGAACCUGUUGUUGGGAGGCCUACACACAGAGCCAAUAGGAAAGCCGCAGUUUGUCACCACGGAAACCGGGGUUUAGAGAGACUGGAGGACAUGCUGUUGAAACUGCCCACAUUACAGAAAGGACAGAGGAGAGGCAGAAGGGAUGCUGAAGACAGAGGAGAGAGAGGAGUGAGUUUGCAAGGUGGAUCGGACACCUCCUCCCUCCCUCCUCUCCUCUCUUCUCUCCCCUCCCCGACCUCCCUGCCCCUCCUCUCCCAGGCCUACCGAGCCAGGCUCCACACCGAGAGGCCGGUCAGACACCGCAGCCGCGGCGGGGACGAGGAUCCGGACGAGCUGUCGGCUUCUCAGGCUGCACAGAUGCUUCUUCGCACAGAGGCCAGGCUGCUGGAGAGGAGGGACAGGCAGAGACUGGCUAAUAAGACACAGCUGCAGGAGAUGACCGGCAGGCUGGAUGAACUGGUGUUGAUACCACCGUAGAAUAGACUUUCCUUUUAUUCUUCAUAGUAACUUAUACAAUAUGAAUGAGUUGAUCGUGUCAAUGUGAAAAGGACUUGUUUUUCUUACAGUUGUUCACAACAUAAGAAUGUGAUCUGAU